Messenger RNA from Staurois parvus, 293 nucleotides. NCBI's taxonomy places the organism in Eukaryota, Metazoa, Chordata, Amphibia, Anura, Ranidae. The record is from the annotation of a GenBank genome assembly.
CAUCUUUGACACCCUUACUCAUUUACCAUAUUUUUCGCUCCAUAAGACGCACCUGACCAUAAGACGCGCCUAGGUUUUAGAGGAGAAAAACAAGAAAAAAAAUAUUCUGAACCAAUGGACUUCAGACACAGUACAGGGGAUGACCAGAGACUGCGGACACAGUACAGGAGAUGACCAGAGACUGCAGACACAGUACAGGAGAUGGACCAGAGACUGCGGACAUACUACAGGAGAUGACCAGAGACUGCGGACAUAGUACAGGAGAUGGACCAGAGACUGUGGACACAGUACAG